Malania oleifera is the source of this 657-nucleotide messenger RNA. RefSeq lists its product as uncharacterized. The coding region runs from base 1 to 657 and encodes 218 amino acids. The record is from RefSeq and is a predicted model, not a curated record. The transcript is spliced from 4 exons. Lineage: Eukaryota; Viridiplantae; Streptophyta; Magnoliopsida; Santalales; Ximeniaceae.
AUGAGGUUAGACCCUCCUACUUUUGAGGGAGGACCUGAUCUAGUGACUGCAGAAAGCUGGUUUCAGCAAAUUGAGGAAAUACUAGAAGUACUUGGCUGCACGGACAAGCAGAAUGCCCGCUAUGCUGUAUUUAAGAUGGCAGGGGAUACGAAAUGCUGGUGGCUUUCUGUGAAGCUGCUAAAGGAGCAAAGGUAUUUCCCCUCAUCUAUUAGAGAGGAAAAGAUUGAGGAAUUCACUAAUUUGACACGAGGGAACUUGGUGGACAAGGCUUCGGUACUAAAGAAGAGCAACCAAGGAGGUAUAGAGCCGACAGAGCAGAAGAAAAGGCCUGCACCUUCCAAUUUUCAGGUCAAGGGUAGUCAGGGAUCAUGGAAGAGAGAUAAGAAUACAGUGGGUCCAAGGCAUGAGAUGGCAGAUUGGGGUUAUUCUGGUUACCAGGAUAAUCUAUCUUACCCUAUAUGUCAUAAAUGUAAGAAGAGGCAUAUGGGUGAAUACCGAGCUAGGGGUCCUAACUGUUACAGGUGCGGUAAAUCGAGGCAUAUUAUGAGGAUGGAGUCUAGGGAUAAUAAUACCAACGUAGGAGGCAGUAGCAGUAAAGGAGCUGGCCCUGAUGUUGGCAGUGACUCCAUGAGUGUGCUAAGGGAUUUUGCACAGUAG